This is a messenger RNA of Manihot esculenta (cassava), 1587 nucleotides long. Its product is annotated as ubiquitin C-terminal hydrolase 12-like. The transcript has 11 exons. Lineage: Eukaryota; Viridiplantae; Streptophyta; Magnoliopsida; Malpighiales; Euphorbiaceae. The record is from RefSeq and is a predicted model, not a curated record. The coding region runs from base 254 to 988 and encodes 244 amino acids.
GUUUGAUUAUAUUUAGUGUUUUUUAUGUGAUGCUUUGUAGAUAGUUCAUUUUCGGUCUCUCGAGAAACCAAAAGAGGAUGAUUUUUGCCUAGAGUUGUCAAAGCUACAUACUUAUGAUGAUGUUGUGGAAAGAGUAGCUCGCCAAAUUGGUUUAGAUGAUCCAUCCAAGAUCAGGUUAACAUCUCACAACUGCUACUCCCAGCAGCCUAAGCCCCAACCAAUUAAAUAUCGAGGAGUGGAGCAUCUGUCAGAUAUGUUAGUUCACUAUAACCAGACAUCUGAUAUUUUAUACUAUGAAGUUCUGGAUAUCCCUCUUCCAGAAUUGCAAGGUUUGAAAAAUCUGAAAGUUGCUUUCCAUCAUGCUACUAAAGAUGAGGUGGUAAUUCAUAAUAUUAGAUUACCUAAACAGAGCACUGUGGGGGAUGUGAUUAAUGAACUUAGAACAAAGGUAGAGUUGUCUCACCCAAAUGCAGAACUUCGUCUUCUUGAAGUUUUCUAUCACAAGAUUUACAAGAUCUUUCCUCAUAAUGAAAAAAUUGAAAAUAUAAAUGACCAGUACUGGACACUGCGUGCUGAGGAGAUUCCUGAGGAAGAGAAAAGUCUUGGACCCCAUGAUCGUUUGAUUCAUGUUUAUCACUUUACAAAGGAGACGGCUCAGAAUCAAAUGCAAGUACAGAAUUUUGGGGAGCCAUUUUUCUUGGUCAUCCAUGAAGGUGAAACUUUAGCUGAAGUUAAAUCUCGCAUACAAAAGAAAUUGCAGGUUCCUGAUGAGGAAUUUGCUAAGUGGAAAUUUGCAUUUCUGUCACUAGGUCGUCCAGAAUAUCUGCAGGAUUCUGACAUAGUGUUUACCCGUUUUCAGAGAAGAGAUGUUUAUGGUGCUUGGGAGCAGUACCUUGGGUUAGAGCAUUCUGACAACACACCAAAGAGGUCUUAUGCAGUAAACCAGAAUCGUCAUACAUUUGAGAAGCCAGUUAAAAUAUACAAUUAGACGAGCUGAUGAUCCUGCACCUGCACUUUUAAGUAGAAUCAACAUCCUUAAUGCUAUAUAAUGUUUUAUGGAGAUGCGGAGGAUUGAGUGGUACAUUUGAAGGAAGGAAAUGAAUGAAUUGCAAAGAACAAAUGAAAAAGGCGAAAAAUGUAGGGGGUAGGCAAUUGGUUUUGUAGGAUACAUGCUUCCCUUUUUAUGCGGGUGAGGAAGGGGAGGGGUUCUCCUUUAUGUAGUGUGGUUUUUAUGUGGAUACAACCUUUUCUUGAGCUCCUCCUCCUAAUGAGGGUACCUCCUUGCUUUUAGAGAUUGGUGGGUUUACCAAUUAACAGCUACCAGUGUAAUUUAGCCAAGUACAUAACAGGAUUUUGACUAGGGGAUGUAUACCGGGUAUAGUUGGUUGCGCUUGACAUUUCAAUUCUUUUCUCUUCUUAUUUGUCAUUAUCUCCAGUGAAGGGAUGGCGUUGUAAAAUGGUUGGGUUGAAUUUACAGUUGUGGGCUCAGGAUUUCCUGUAAAAGAAUUGCAUUACUAUGCUGUCCACAGGUUUUUAUGGCGCCUCCUUUUUCUACUGUUUAUGUAGUGCAUCUCAUUUGUUCUUCAA